This is a messenger RNA of Cryptococcus amylolentus CBS 6039, 1734 nucleotides long. RefSeq lists its product as hypothetical. Bases 362 to 1696 code for a protein of 444 amino acids. The record is from RefSeq and is a predicted model, not a curated record. Gene Ontology annotation, biological process: maturation of SSU-rRNA. Gene Ontology annotation, cellular component: cytoplasm. NCBI's taxonomy places the organism in Eukaryota, Fungi, Basidiomycota, Tremellomycetes, Tremellales, Cryptococcaceae. The transcript is spliced from 2 exons.
AUCUUUCGUUCUAGUAAUCUGUGAGUGUCUCAUCCUUCUCAUCCAACCGCCCACAGCAAGCAUGUGAUUAAGGACGAACACCGAUGACGAGACCUAGCGUCUUCCACUCUCCAUUAUCUCACCGUCGAUUGCCCAUCCCGGCUGGACUUUCAUUCUUCGUUUUGAAGGGCGUCUGUCUGGUCCUCGUGUGGAUGGGGUCAACAAUUGAUAGCGGGGUCAUGGUUGAACUGGGAGAUGCGGUGCCGAGUCUAUACUUAGUUUGGCGACUUUUAUUUCUGAGCUCACAUCUUGCUUUGGGCUGUUGCUUUCUAUCGUGGCACAUGUCUAAGGCCCAAAGCUGACAAGAUAACGUAGGCAAAACAUGGCACCAUCAUCUCCCUCUGGAUCAUCGUCAUCUUCGUUAUGUUACACCAACACUCUUUUGGCUAUGCCUGAUGGUCCUAUACCGGCCGCUCACCCUGAUCUCACCUCGCACACCUCAUCAUUCAUUGGAGGCUACCCGACUUUCCCUGCGCUUCCUUCUGCCGCUUCUAACAAGACAGGCAGCACGCCCUCGGACAUCAAGUGCGGUGUCUGCCACAAGUCGAUUCCCCUCCUGGCUCAAGUGUAUUGCCCACCCGAGGAUGGGGAGAAUGACCGCACAAUGUAUGUGUUUGCUUGCCCCAAGGUAGGUUGUCAAAAACGUGAGGGAAGUGUGCGUGCAUGGCGAGCCUCGGUCCGCAAUGAGGAGUAUGUAAGAGACGUAGAAGAGAAGCGUAAAAUCGCGGAGAAGGCGGCUGAGGAAGAGCGUGAGCGUGCUAGACAGAACCCUUUUACACUUGGCAGCGAUGGUGCUCAGCCUGCUGGGUCUGCUCUGUUCGGUUCUGGUCAGCCUCUCUUUGGUGCUGCUGCACCCAGCCCUUUCGCAGCUCCGUCAGUGUCCACCGAUCCCACCUCGGCGCUCUCUGCCCUCUCUAUCAACGAGGAGGAAGCCGCGCCCAUCAUUGCCGGUCCCUCCAAGACAUUCACUCCUCCCUUACCAGCCUAUCACCCCGUCCAGUACCUUUCCACCAUCGAGGAGUACAUCCCCCCGGCAGAAGACGACGUCUCGAUUGCUUCCUCGGAUGACGACGAGACGCCCGAGCAAAAGGCGGAAUGGCACGAAGACGGUUGGGAGAAGAUUUUGCCCAAGCGCACGGACGAAGUGUUUGAGCUUUUCGUCGGUCGGCUCGAGAGUGCCGAAGACGGCAAGAGGCAGGUACUGAGGUACGACCUGGGUGGCCAGCCCUUGCCAUACUCGUCCCAGUCGCCUCUGACCAGAAAGCUUUUCCCCGGUGCGGAGAAGCCUUUGGGGAAGAAUGACGAGUUGGACUUGUCUGCGCUGUACACUGACAAGUCUAUUCCCGCUUGCUCGCGAUGCGGCGGCAAAAGGGUCUUUGAGCUCCAGGUCGUCCCUUCCCUCAUCAACAUUCUUCGUCCCCACACUCUCACCACCACCGGCUCCGCUUCUGACGAGGUUGCGCCUACAGCGAUUUCAGAGGACGAGCGCCGUAAAGAGCUGGUCAAGUUGGCCGCAGGUAUCAAGGAAGAGGGAGCAAAGGAGCAGGAUGGAGAGAUGGAGUGGGGAAACAUCAUUGUUUAUGGGUGUGAAAGGGACUGUGUAGGGGUUGGAGAGGAGUGGGUCGGAGUCGAGUGGGAGUCGGGGCUGGAGUUGUAGACUGCUAGAAUUAUAAUCGCCAUGAUAUGCUAUGACCA